Messenger RNA from Nerophis lumbriciformis (worm pipefish), 1002 nucleotides. Its product is annotated as gamma-crystallin M3-like. Gene Ontology annotation, biological process: lens development in camera-type eye; visual perception. Lineage: Eukaryota; Metazoa; Chordata; Actinopteri; Syngnathiformes; Syngnathidae. The record is from RefSeq and is a predicted model, not a curated record. Gene Ontology annotation, molecular function: structural constituent of eye lens.
AUGUGUGUUGAGCCCUUUUGUCACGGCGCUGGCUCAAACUCGCUUUUCUCCGGCAGCUGGGUCUGCCAGCACCUUCCAAUCAACACACCUAGGACUGAUGAGGACGAGCUGUAUAUAGACCAGUGGACCCAAGGAUCCUCGCCGGAACUUAAUCUUCCGUCGUCAGUCUGCCUUCGUCCCCUUGUGAUCGAGCUGUGCGCCUCGACUUCCCCUUUGGACUUUGGACUGCCACCCUCGAUCCUCAACCCUCGCUUGGACACGGAUCUCCUACGCCUCGCCAUUCGCCCUGACCACAUGCCUGCCCCACGGACUGCCUUAAUGCCUUGUUCCUCCUCUCGAGUCAACACUAGGGCUUUGCUGAGGGGAGGGGCCACGGUGUGGUGGGGUAUAAAAGGCAAACGGGUUGAAGCAGGUACAACCACAUCCAGCAUGAACAUGAGGGGAAAGAUCAUCUUCUACGAGGAGAGGAACUUCCAGGGCCGCUCCUAUGAGUGCAUGAGCGACUGCUCCGACAUGUCCUCCAACCUGAGCCGGUGCCAGUCCUGCCGGGUGGAGAGCGGCUGCUUCAUGGUCUACGAGCGCCCCAACUUCAUGGGCAACCAGUUCUUCAUGAGGAGGGGCGAGUACUCCGACUCCAUGAGCAUGAUGGGCAUGAGGGACUGCAUCAGGUCCUGCCGCGUGGUCCCCAUGCACAGAGGCCAAUUCAAGAUCAAGAUCUUCGAGAGGGAGAACUUCAGCGGCCAGUCCAACGAGCUGCAUGAGGACUGCGACAACAUCCAGGAGCGCUUCCGCAUGAGCGACUGCAUGUCCUGCCAGGUGAUGGAGGGCCACUGGCUGCUGUUCGAGCAGCCCCACUUCCGGGGCAAGAUGAUGUACGUGAGGCCCGGAGAGUACCGCAGCUUUAGGGACAUGGACAUGAGUGGCAUGAGGAUCAUGAGCAUGAGGCGCAUCAUGGACUCUUGCAACUAAAUGUUCAAUAAAAUACUUUUUGCAAUACCAGAA